Molecule: messenger RNA, 329 nt
Organism: Austrofundulus limnaeus
Lineage: Eukaryota; Metazoa; Chordata; Actinopteri; Cyprinodontiformes; Rivulidae
Product: integumentary mucin C.1
Source: RefSeq, a predicted model, not a curated record
CUUGACGGAAAAUAUGGUUUUUAUUUUGUCCCAACAGGUGAGAUCACUGAAACCAUGCUGAAGGUAGCGCUUGUUCUCGGAUGCCUCCUGAGCCUCACUGUGGCUCAACCUAUGGAGCACCAGCGAUUCGCCCGCUCUAGUGGCUCUGGUUCCAACUCAAAUGAGCGCMGGGGCGUAGGUUCAGUUUUGACCAAUUCGUUGUUCCAGGCCUUGAUAAACAAGUGGCUCAGUCAACUCACUUCUGCUACCACAACUACGGCUCCAACUACAACAACUACCACUCCAACUACAACCACCACCACUCCAACUACGACCACCACCACUCCAAC